AUGCUCCACUCGACCAUCCGCCGCCAUGCUCUUCUUCCCUUGCCCCAACUCCAUCGCAUUUUCUUCGCCACCUCCACUUCCUCCCCCUUGUCAGGCGGAGGCACCUCUUCUCGCGAUCCUCACUUCAUGGUCGAGUACCUCGUGAACUCGUGCGGAUUCUCCAUAGAGGAGGCGUCGAAGGCCUCCAAGCGCCUCGCGCAUCUCCGAUCGACCGAGAAUCCCGACGCGGUUCUUGCUUUCUUCAGAUCUCAUGGCAUUGAUGGCACUAACCUCAGGAGGAUGAUAUCCUGGAAACCAGGAUAUCUCUGCUGGAAUGUGGAAUCAAACCUCACCCCGAAGUUUCAAUUUUUACGCGACCUGGGAUUGUCAGAAUCCGACCUCGUUGAUGUCAUCACGAAGAACCCCUUCAUCGUGUCCCUCAAUGUCCAGCGUACUCUUCUCCCCAGAUUGAAUGUAUGGGAAAGUCUCUUUGGAUCAAGGGAGCUGCUUCUCAAGUAUCUUAGGAAGCAGUGUUGGUUUUUGAGCAGCAGCAUUGAGAAUGUGGUACGUCCUAACCUGAACUUCUUACGGGAUGAGUGUGAUAUUCCUCUCGAAAGGGCAUCACUUGUCCUUAAACAUCAUCCAACCUUCAUUGCACAAAACCCAAACUCAUUACGAGCUUUGGUAGAUCGAGCGAAGGGAAUGGGAUUGACUACGAGAUCUCGAAUGUUCCUCUGGAUCCUUCACAUUCUUUUUAGGGUCAGCAGAGAAAAAGUUGAGGCUCACUCCAAGCUCAUGAGGAGCUUUGGGUUGUCGAACUCGGAGUUAUGUACUGUGAUCGAAAAACAACCAUUCUUCUUAACUUUUUCCACAGAUUUCUUACGGAUAAAGAUGGAAUUUUUGGUCAAGAACAUUGGGUUCACCCCAUCCUGCAUUGUUAAGCGGCCGACGCUUUUAGUAUUGAGUUUGAAGAAGAGGAUAAUUCCUCGGUUUCAGGUCAUGGAGAUAUUAAAAUCAGAAGGACUAUGGACUUCAGACGACAAGCUGCAUAUGUUUCUCAGAACAUCGGACCAAAAAUUUCUGAACAACUUCAUUCUUCCUUACAAAGAUAAAUUCCCCAAACUUCUUGAGAUCUCGUCAGCUGUAGCUGAAUGA
Molecule: messenger RNA, 1134 nt
Organism: Zingiber officinale
Lineage: Eukaryota; Viridiplantae; Streptophyta; Magnoliopsida; Zingiberales; Zingiberaceae
Exons: 1
Coding region: 1-1134 (377 amino acids)
Biological process (GO): chloroplast organization; regulation of DNA-templated transcription
Cellular component (GO): chloroplast
Molecular function (GO): double-stranded DNA binding
Source: RefSeq, a predicted model, not a curated record